UUUAAUAUCACAUUUUAAAAUAGUUUUCUUCUCCCUAAGUUUUCUUCUAUCCAUGUUAUCCUUUUCGUCAAGCAUAACAUAAAAUACCAACAAAAAAACAUCAUAGAACAGAACAAAGGAACAGAUUGAUUUAAUGAAUUCCACUACAUCAAUAGUUUCUUUGCCGGAAGACUGUGUUUCUGCAAUCUUGUCACGUACAUCACCACAAGAUGCAUGUAGAUUUUCAAUGGUUUCCAAAACUUUUGUUUCAGUUGCAAACUCUGAUUUGGUUUGGAAAAACUUCUUGCCCUCUGAUUACAAGGACAUUCUCUCGAGGGCUGUGAAUCAAUUCACUCUCAAAUUCAUCUCUUCAUGUAAACAACUCUAUCGCUUUCUUUGUCGUCCAGUUCUUCUUGACGCUGGUAAUAAGAGUUUUAAAUUGGAAAAGUGUUCGGGUAAAAAAUGUUACAUGAUGUCAGCAACAGAGUUGUCAAUAGCGUGGAGCAUUGAUCCAAUGUUCUGGACUUGGAAAUCAAUCCCUGAAUCAAGAUUCUCGGUGGUUGCUGAGCUGAGAACGGUGAACUGGUUAGAAAUAGAAGGCAGAAUGAGAACAAAUGUUCUAACGCCAAACACGUCAUAUGGAGCAUAUUUAGUAAUGAAAGUUUCUCAUCAUCGAGCUUAUGGACUGGACUUUGCUCCUUCAGAAGUAACAAUUAAGAAAGGAAAGAUAGUAAAGAGAGGGAAAGCAUAUUUGUGUGAUAAAGAUGAGAACAAGUGUAAUAUGGAAGCAUUGUUUUAUGGAAACAGAAGAAAUAGAAUGGUUCAAGAAAAUGGAGAGAAUGUUAGAAUGCCAUGUAAAAGAGAAGAUGGAUGGAUGGAGAUUGAGAUAGGUGAAUUUUGUAGUGGUGAAGGUGAUGAAGAGAUUGAAAUGAGUGUUGCUGAAGUUGGUCAUCAGUUGAAGGGAGGACUUGUUCUUGAAGGCAUUGAAGUCAGGCCCAAACAUACAUAAUGUUAACGUUGGCUGUGUGUAUAUAGUUAGAUGGGAAAAAAAAUGAAUGUUGUGUGUUUCACAGUUUCAUAUGUAUUAAAAAGAAUAUGAUAAAUGAGAGAAUAUUUUAUUAAAUUAGUCUUUUAACUAUUUCUGUAUUUUUAUUAUAGUAAAUAUAGAGUGAAAAAUAUUAAUAUUAGACGGAUAAAGUA
This is a messenger RNA of Vicia villosa (hairy vetch), 1179 nucleotides long. RefSeq names its product F-box protein VBF-like. The coding region runs from base 134 to 988 and encodes 284 amino acids. Gene Ontology annotation, molecular function: protein binding. The transcript is spliced from 3 exons. The record is from RefSeq and is a predicted model, not a curated record. Lineage: Eukaryota; Viridiplantae; Streptophyta; Magnoliopsida; Fabales; Fabaceae.